AUGAUCAAGGUAGGAUGGAUGCAGUCUAUCGGCGCGAUCCAGUCGUACCUCGUCCUCCACCAGCUCAGCGACUACACAAACCGUGACGUGGGGUGGAUUAUCGGAGUCUACUCUUUCCUUAGUCUCCUGUUUGGUCUUCAAACCGGGCCGUUGAUGGACUACUACGGGCCCCGAGUCCUGGCUCCCGCUGCUAUGGGCUUUACCGUCCCCAUGUUCUUCCUUCUUGCCGAGUGUGAGGAAUACUGGCAGUUUAUGCUGACUUUUGGGCUUCUGGGUGGGGUCGGUGCUGCAACUACGUCUACCGUGGCUGUCUCGAUGGUUGCCAAGCUCUUCGAUCGUCGUCGCGGCACUGCAAUGGGGUGUGCUCUUGGAGGCGCCUGUCUCGGCGGCGUCAUAUUUCCGCUCUUGUUGCAGCGUACUUUUCCCCAUCUGGGGUGGAAGUGGUCACUGAGGAUCGUGGGCUUCAUAGUCCUUGGCCUGAUGUCUGCUGGCUGGUUGUGUCUGUGUUGGUCGGCGAAACUGCUAAGCCCAACCAUGGCAUCCCAGGCCAAGACAGCAAUGCCGAACUUUACCGCCUUCCAAUCGAAAGCUUUCUCAUUCAUUACCAUUGGCUUUUCUAUGCUGGAAUUUGCCAUGUUCGGGAUCAGCGGCCUCCUCCCUACGUUUGCCUCCAAGGCCGGUUACGGCGAAGAUGUUGGCUUCAUCCUCCUAGCUUUGUCGAAUGGAUGCUCACUUUUCGGUCGAAUUCUUCCUGGAUUUGUGGCUGAUUUUUUAGGCCACUUCAAUGUCCUCAUUGCCAUGAUCCUAGUAACGUCUAUUUUCACUGCAGCGCUUUUCGUUCCCCUGAACGCGGGUUCCGCUGCCCCCCUCUACGCGUUUGCCUCACUCUGGGGGUUUUUCUCUGGCUCCUGGCUUGCCAUGAUACCUGUUUGCGUCAGCAAAACUUGCGAGCCUGCUGCGUACGGCAGAUACUACGGUAUGUUGGGUAGCUGA
This is a messenger RNA of Fusarium keratoplasticum, 993 nucleotides long. RefSeq lists its product as uncharacterized. NCBI's taxonomy places the organism in Eukaryota, Fungi, Ascomycota, Sordariomycetes, Hypocreales, Nectriaceae. Gene Ontology annotation, molecular function: transmembrane transporter activity. Bases 1 to 993 code for a protein of 330 amino acids. The record is from RefSeq and is a predicted model, not a curated record. Gene Ontology annotation, biological process: transmembrane transport. The transcript is spliced from 3 exons. Gene Ontology annotation, cellular component: fungal-type vacuole membrane.